UGACUUUAUGAACUCACUUGUUUAAAAAAAAUUGUGCAGGCUAAUGAUAUGACAUCAGUGGUAUUUCUGUAAGCGUACCAAAGUAUUUUAGUACAUGUUGGUUGAUGAAAUAGUGUAAACUUUAGAUUUCCUGAUUCCUUGAAAACUUCAUUAUAGGCAGUCAUGUGGUGGGCCGGCUGCUUGGUUUGUCUCACGUUGUUCUGGCCAGUGGAGUGUGUCAAGAACUACAGCUCAGCUUUGGGCAAGUCAAUCUUAUUUUAUAACGCCCAGAGGUCAGGACAACUUCCAGGUAACAACCCGAUCUCAUGGCGAAGUCAUUCAGCGCUGGACGACUGUGUGCUCGGAGGGUGGUAUGACGGGUCUGACCACCUCAAGUUCGGACUGCCCAUGGCAGCGGCCACGCAUCUUCUGUUGUGGUCAGUGUACAAAUACAAGGAUGCUUACAUAAGUGCUGGUCAGCUAACUCAGAUGUAUGAUAUGGUCAAAUGGCCGCUGGACUACUUCACCAGAGCCUGGAACUCUAGCAAGCAGGAGUUCAUCUAUCAGGUCGCCGAUGAAGACAUUGACAGAGCUUACUGGGGCCGCCCUGAAGACAUGACCAUGUACAGACCUUGCAAGGCAGCCAAUGCCUCCCAUCCAGGCAGCGAUGUGGCAGGUGCUACUGUUGCUGCUCUGGCUGCGGGCUACUUAGUGUUCCACGACAAAGGAGAUGUCGCCUACAGCAACCAAUUAUUGAGCAAAGCCAAGACAUUGUACAAAUUUGCUACUGAUUACAGAGGCGCGUACCAGACCAACUCUUACCCAUCAGUUAGUUAUCUGGACGAACUCUGUGUUGCUGCGGUCUGGCUUUACAGAGCCACUGGAACUGCCCAGUACUUGACGGACGCAAACUCUUUUGCGAGCAACGAUUUUGACUGGGCGCUGACCUCUGACAACCAAGAACUAUCCUGUCAGCAGUUACUGUAUGAAGAGACUAAAAGCUUCUCUCACAGACAAGCCAUCACGAACUACUUCAAGGCCUGGUUUCCUGGAGGCUCGAUGCAGUACACGCCGUGUGGUCUGGUCUGGGCCAUGAAGUGGGGACCCUUGGGGCUUGCUGCCAACUCUGCUUUUCUGGCUCUACUUGCAGCCGACGCUGGUAUAGAAGUUGACAGCUACAGGAAGUGGGCGGUGGAACAGAUCAACUACAUCCUAGGAGACAACCACCACAACGGCGGCUGCUACAGUUUUGAGGUGGGCUACGGCGACAGGUACCCUCUACAGCCGCACCACAGGGGCGCUUCCUGUCCGAACAAACCCGCCCCUUGUGGUCAAAACGAGGCCGGCAGCGCUGAACCUAACCCGCAGGUUUUAACGGGGGCCAUUGUUGGGGGCCCAGACGAAUAUGACCAGUACGUGGAUAGCAGACCAGACUGGAUCUACAACAGGGUGGAGAUAGACUACAACUCUGGCUUUCAAGGCGCCCUGGCUGCCAUCAUACAUCUCCAAUCACUUCAUCUAUUCCCAACUACGAAUAAUAAAUGCCCUUGUCUAAGUGAAUAGCUUAAUAAAAGUUUUAGCUUAAAAACAGA
Messenger RNA from Biomphalaria glabrata, 1571 nucleotides. RefSeq names its product endoglucanase A-like. Gene Ontology annotation, molecular function: hydrolase activity, hydrolyzing O-glycosyl compounds. The record is from RefSeq and is a predicted model, not a curated record. NCBI's taxonomy places the organism in Eukaryota, Metazoa, Mollusca, Gastropoda, Planorbidae. The transcript has 8 exons. Bases 163 to 1542 code for a protein of 459 amino acids. Gene Ontology annotation, biological process: carbohydrate metabolic process.